This is a messenger RNA of Petromyzon marinus (sea lamprey), 8858 nucleotides long. Its product is annotated as polycystin-1-like protein 1. NCBI's taxonomy places the organism in Eukaryota, Metazoa, Chordata, Hyperoartia, Petromyzontiformes, Petromyzontidae. Gene Ontology annotation, cellular component: plasma membrane. The record is from RefSeq and is a predicted model, not a curated record. Gene Ontology annotation, biological process: calcium ion transport. Gene Ontology annotation, molecular function: monoatomic cation channel activity; protein binding.
UUCUCCUUGCAGGGUGGCGUUGUGGUGCCCCGUGUGUGAGAGCGGCGUGGUCCGGUGGGACCAGGAGCUCACCGUGCACGCCUCUUGCCCUGGUUGCAGCCUCUCGGCCAACAUCUCCUACGCGUGGGCCCUCAAGCCCGUACUCUCACAACUGCCGACAAUCAAUCGCAAAAAUUUCUGCAUCCUGAGGGACGGGCAAUCCAGCAGCCUAUUUGGGCCUACCACAUUGGCAACUACCACAGACACCAUGUCACCAAUUCCCACAUCCUCAUCCGUGGCCAAUGACACCUACACUGCAUCCUCCAUCACCGUGCUAUCCUCCAGAGCCACACCCUCCUCCACGGCAUCCUCCACCGCCUCCUCCACAGCCUCCUCCAUUCGUUCAACGUCCACCACUUCCUCCACCUCCUCGAUCUCCUCACAGGCCACAGCUCCCGGCGCGACGCAAGCAAACAGGACGGCGCCCGCCGUGGCCAUCCCCACGAGCUCUCGUGCCUCCACGCAGGCCGCCAACCCGCCCGCAUGUGAAGCCUCCGUCUCCAGCACGGCCGCGCCCACUGAGACGUCGUCACAGGACACGUUUCCCCCACUAGAUCCGGGGAACGUGGAGGAGGGCGAGGCGUCAGAGGGCAGGCCGUCCUUGAAUCGCAAGAGGAGAGCUGCCACCUCUGGGGAUUCCGCAGGUCGCCCUGCCAACUGCUCGAACUCGACGGCGACAAACGCGACGGCCGCACCUCCCACGAUGACUCCUCCUGUGACCAGCGUGUGGCUCCCAAUGUUGCCUCCAGGUCUCGAAGAGGGGGCCAACGUUGUCCAAAGACCCCAGCGUAUGGUGACGAGCAACGUGAGCAGCGAGGCUCCGAGCAACGUGAGCAGCGAGGCUCCGAGCAACGUGAGCAGCGAGGCUCCGAGCAACGUGAGCAGCGAGGCUCCGGGCCCGUCCACCACCCGGAGCGCGCCGUCCACGGCGAGCGCCUCCACUCCACAGGCCGGCUCGUCGGGUAGCAUUGUCGAUUCGGGCGGGAUCUCCAGGAACAUCUCCGAGGGCACCGUGAACUCCGGAAGAGGCUCCGGUUCUGGCUCCGUGACGGCGCCGCCCAACAUUGCCACAAAUACCACAAAACCAGGAGACGACGUGAUCCCGGACCAGCCAAAGGUCGAAGUUGUCAAAGAGUCGAUAGACUACGUUCUGGAGAUAAACCUUCUGAGAGAAGACAUGACGUCUAGCGGCUUGAGUGGCGACACCCUGACCCUGCGGCCCAACAUGCUGACGGACAACCAGACCUACGCCAUCGUGCUGACCGUCACCAGCACGUUGGGCACGGCGGUAGAGAAAGGGUACGUACAUCUUCUGUUCACGGCUGCCCUCUCUCCGAACCCGGAGGUCUACUGUACCAUCAGCCCCAACGAUGGUGUGGAAUUGCUCACCGUAUUCAGCAUCUUCUGCAGCAGCUCCAACGCCAAGCACCAGCCCCUGGAGUACGAGUACAGCUACAGUGCCAGCGGAAGCUCUGUGCAGCCCACCCUGCUCUACCAGGGGCUCGACAACGAGCGCAUCUUCGUCCUCCCGGCGGGCCGCGUGCAAGAUGCCAACAUGGUGAACGUCUCCAUCUUGGCGAGGAACAGCCUGGGCGUCCCGACGGAGCUCUGCUCACAACGCGUCAAAGUCGAUAACCUGUCGGCACCCAACGGCACGACCCUUGACAAGUACAUCCACGCGGCGCUGGUGACGCCCGGCGCGAAGCUAACGGAGGUGCUCGGGCUGGGAGAUGCCCGCCUGACGCGCACCUUCCUGGGCAUCGUGACCUCCGUCCUCAACAGACUCGUCAGCACCGACAAUGCCAGCAUGACGCGGCAGUUGGAAAUUCGGGAGAGGCUCAUCCAGACCUUGUGCAACCUGCGUAUAAGCACACAGGAAGAGUUGCGAGACACAGCAACGAGGCUAGCGGAGCUCACGAGCACGCUCCCACAGCUGGGCAACAACACCUUGUGGAUGCUGAGCGAGCUGGCGUGGCUGGUCGCCGCGGAUGACGACGCCGCCCCGACCCCCGACUGGGCCUCGGUGACGCAGCUGCUGAGCGCCGUGAGCCGCAGCCUGCGGGUUGUGUCGGCGCGAGAGGAUCCCUCCACCCCGCGGCUGCUCCCGCGCGCCGUCGCCUCCAUCACCCGCCUCCUGCAGAGGUACGUGGCGCUCGCGAGCGAGGCGGAGGCGAGCGUGGAGCUGGAGGGUCUGGCCGUGCGCGUGGAGCGCCUCGGCUCCGUGGGGGGAGUGGUUGCCCGGGUCCCCGUGAGCGGGGGAGCCGUCUUCUACCUUCCGCGGGAUCUCGACGGGCAGAUCACGCGCCAGCCCAAUGGCAGCGUCUACACCCGCAUCGUGCACUUCAACGCAAACCCUUACUUCUGGGGCAGCCGCUAUCACGAGGUCCUUGGGACAGUGGCCGACCUGACGCUGUACACCCACAAGGGACUAAGCAUCAAGGUGUCGAAACUCUCCACUCCCAUCACCAUCGAGCUGCCCCUGCCGUCCCUGCAGAGCGAGGCGGCUUGGUUCUCGCUGGCGCGCCCCACGAUGAACGUGCACGCGUUCAACGUGAGCGCCGGGGAGGAGCGCGGGACGCUGCAGAUCACCUUCGCCUUCCAGCGGCCGAGCCAGCGGCCCUUCCCCAUCACAGUGCUCAUGAGGCCCCGGGCCGAACCGUCGCCGGACAACUUCACGUACAGACAGAUCUACGAGUGGCAGAGCGACAGCGUGCGCCUCCUCCUGUCUCCCGCCAAACUCAGCUACAAAGGCGUCUACUACCUCGCUCUGCUGGACUCCACGUUCGACCGCGUGCCACCACGCCGGCACCUGGCACCGUCUGUCAACUACUCACUGAGCGUGGAUUGGCUCGAGUGUCUCUACUGGGAUGGAGAAGGAAGCUGGAGGCCCGAUGGAUGUGAGACUGCUACCGCCUUGCAGUCCAACAGGGUCAACUGCAGCUGCGAUCACCUGACCACUUUCACCGCCGUCGCGUCCCGGGUCGCCAGCUCCCCGUCACAAACGCCAGUGCUUAGCUUCAUCAGGCCCCUGGAGAACUUGUUCCCGUGCGCCGUGGUGCUGCUGGCGCUCGCCCUGGCGGUGCCGGGGUUCGCGCUGUGCCGCCGCUGGGACCGGCACGACGAGCACAAGGCCGGGGCCAUCCCGCUGCAGGACAACCUCCCAAGCGACCGGCAGCUCUACGAGGUCACGCUGGAGACCGGGUUCCGUGCCGGGGCCGGCACCACCGCCAAGGCGAACGUGAUCCUUCACGGAGAGCACGGGACGUCAGAGACUCGCGAGCUCCACUGUGAAGACAAGCCGCUCUUCGAGAGGAACUCCACUCACACCUUCAUCAUGAGUGUCCCCGACAGUCUGGGCCCCAUCUGGAAGCUGCACCUGUGGCACAACAACCGUGGCACGUCCCCCAGCUGGUUCGUGAGCCGCGUGACGGUGCGCGACCUGUGGAGCGGCUCGGCCUGGCUCUUCCCGGCUGAGUGCUGGCUGGCGGCGGAGCGCGGCGACGGCAGGGUCGAGCGGGAGCUGCUGGCGCUCAGUGGCGCUCUGCGCUUCACCGCGCUGCUGUACAGCAAGGUCACAGCCUACCUCGAGGACUUCCACUUGUGGGCGUCGGUGUACAGCCGCCCCUCCUGCAGCCGCUUCACGCACACGCAGCGCCUCUCCGUGUGCCUCUGCCUGCUGCUCGCGUACGCCGGGGCCAACGCGCUGGUGGUCACCCUCAGGGAGGACAAACACGCGGUGGAGCUGGGUCGCGUGGAGGUGUCGCUCGAGUCGCUCGUGGUCGGCCUGCUCUGCUCCGCCGUGGUGCUCCCGCUCGCCGGGAUCGUUUCCCUUCUCUUCCGCUGGAGCGAGGUUGACAGGGGCUGCGCUCACUCCAUCCUGGAGCAGUACAAGCUCAAACAGCUGCAGGAGACGCACGCCGCCGGGGGCAGUCCGGGCCUCACGGCUGGAGACAGCGGCGCCGAUUCCUACUUGUCGUGGCAGAGCCUGCAGCAGUGGGCCCAGGAGGCGUGGAGGAAGAAGCACGAGUCUUCCGUGGAGGACGGGCUCAGCGAGUUCGGGGACUCGGACCUCGCGAGCGUGACCGGUGCCAAGAGGCCGAGCCCCGUGCCCGCCGCCACGGAUCUGGCGGCCGGGCGCCUCCAAGAAACAGUCGGGGCUCCCGAGCAGAGGCCCGCCGGGGUGCGGCAGAGCCGGGGUCUCCCCGGCAACGGGAGCCAAGGGCAGGGCGCGGAGCCGGUGCUGGGGAGCGUCGCCCCGCGCUGCCCCUCGGAGGGAGACUCGAGCGGCUUUGAGGACGGCAGCUCCCAGGAGCAGGGGAAGCCCUCGGGGGGGAGGCGGCCGUGCCCCGGGGAGAGCUCCUCGGACUUGCACUCUGAUUUCUCCGAUGGCAGCAGCCUGUACGGGCGAGGUCGCGGCGUCGGGGCCCGGGUGCGGCUGCCGUCGCGCUGCUGUUACCUCGCCUGGAUGCUCUGCAUCCUGCUCGGCCUGGCCUCGGCCGCUGCCACCGCCGUCCUGGGGUUCAGGUUCAGCCGCUCCAAGUGCAUGGCAUGGAUGCACUCGUUCUUCUUUUCCCUCAUCGUCUGCUUCUUCAUCAUUCAGCCGGCGGUUUUGGUGUUGGCGGCGCUUUCCGUGACGGUUUGGUGGCGGAGAGACGCCCAGUGCCUGCAGGCUCAGUGCCUGGACGCCGCCUGUCCCGUCGACACCUGGAGGACCAAGCUCAUGGGCCGCGCUGCUUCUCACUCACAGGGCAACCCGCAGGACUUCACGGACAUCUCCAAGAGCCUGGCGGCCCGACGGCGCGCGCGCCACCUCCGCCUGGCGCGACCCCCAAGCCGCGAGCAGCUCAAGCGGUGCCGCGAGCGCCUGCGCCUGCGCCGCCUCGUGGUGCGCUCGCUCCGGAGCUGCUGCCUCUACGUCCUCAUGCUCUCGCUCCUGGCAUUCGCGACGUUUGCCGAGUUCUCCACCGACGAGUUCUACCUGCAGCGAGCCAUCCGCGGCCACUUCAACAGGAGUGCUGAGACCUCGUUCCUGGGCGUGCGCACGGCUGAUGAGUGGUGGCGCUGGAGUGAGGCGGCCAUGGUGGACUCGCUGUAUGCGGCGGGCGGCACCAACGGCGGCGAAGCGCCACCGCCCGCGGGGAGCCGGGAGGUGGGGCCGCUGCAGGGGAACUAUCACCUCGUAGGCCAGCCCUCGGUGAGGCGCCUGGACAUCGACGGCUCGAACUGCACGGGCUGUGCGGAGCUGUCCCCAUCCGCAGCCAUCAGCCUCGGCAGCACUCGUGCUGAGGCGUUGGGGGUGCUGAGCGGGCUGCGGGCGGCCGGCUGGCUGGACCAGGCCUCUCGGGCCUCUGUCCUGGUGGAGUUGGCACUCUACAGCCCGCCGUCCCAGCUGUUCGUCAGCGUAGCGCUGCUGGCGCGCGUGCCCUCGUUGCCAGGGGAGCGGCCUAGCAUCGGCGUACGGUCUGCUCGCCUCUACAAGCUCGGCACACCGCUCAACUACGCCACCAUGACCUGCGAGUUGCUGUUCCUGGUACUCAUCCUGUUCCAGCUGUACCUGCAGCUGUGCCGCCUGAGCGACCGUGGGCUCGUGGCUCACUGCUGCGAGCCCUGGAACUGGCUGGAGGCCGGCAUGGUGGUGGUGGCGCUCGCCCACUUUGCGGUUUACGUGAACCGCUUCGUGGUGGCAAUGACGCUGAUCGAGUACCUGGAGGUGACCUUCCUGGAGGCAACGCUGGACGUGGGCCCUCUGGCCACGUGGGAUCAGACGUCUCGCUGGCUCUCGGCGGUGGUGCUCUUCCUGCUGCUGGUGCGGACGCUGCACGCGCUGCGCUGCUUGGGCCCCAUGGCCGUGUGUCUGUCACCCCUGAACUUCGGGCGCACACACCUCCCCCCGCUCGUGCUGUGCCUGGCACUGCUUCUACUGGCCUUCUCCAGCCUGGGCUACGUGUGCUUCGGGAGGUUGACGCACGCCUACGUGGAUCUGCUGUCGGCCUGGGAAACACUUCUGCUGACCCCGCUGGGCGCCAGCGGCACGCGCCACGUCUCGGCCCUCUCCCGCUCCGAGGGAGCCGCCGCGUUCUACGUCACGUUCCUCCUCGCCGGGGGUCUCCUCUGGAUCGCCGUUCUCUACAGCGUCCUGCGAGCCGUCAUGCGACGAGCUCGCCGCGCAGCCCUGCGGAGGAGGCACGUGGUGUGGCCACGCGACGUGGCCGGGUUCUUGCUGCGUGAGCUCGCCGUGCUGCUGGGUCGAAGGGCUCCAUUGCAGGAUCACGAGCCGCCCGUUCCGCCGGGCCUCAUGCUGGAGGAGUUUGAGGGCCAGGUGGACGAGCUGCUGUUCCGCAUGAACGCGCUCACAAACAGCCUCCACCACUCGCUGCAGCCGAAGCCUUCCAACUACCUGGACGAGGACAACGCCUACAACUCGGCCUCCGAGGGCUCCUGCGCUCACGGCUCUCAGCUGGCGGCGCUGGAUCUGGAGCGGGAGCUGGAGCAGGGCCUGGAGCGCGACUGUCCGCAGCUUGGGGAUCUGCUGCAGCAGUGGCGUCACGGCGAGAGGGACGCCGACUUCCUGCACAAGGAGCACGUUCUCAGGGCUCAGCUCGAGCUGGAGAUCAUCGAGAGGCUGCAGCUGUGUGAGGAGAGCGCGCUAGGUGAGGAGCCUAUGGGCCAUGCGGACAGCCCCUGCUCCAACGAUCAACUCGAGCUCACGCAAAGUAUUUCCCGAGGCCUUCACAGUGGCAGCACCUCCAGUCUCGCACACUCUGACACCAGCCAGGCGCGGCACCCUCUCCAUUCUCCGGAGGUCAGCCCGGCUGUGUCAAAUCUCUCUGCGGAGGACUCACAGUGGAGUCGACUUGAAGGACAAAGUCAUGCAGAGCCGGCAGCGGCAGGCUCAAAACAAAAACACGGCGUCUCUGCCCAAAAUGGUGCCGUUGCAACGACGAGUGCUAAUGUGGCUGCUUCGCCUCUGCUCCCUGGUGGGAGACUUGGUGAGAAGACCGCAUCGUCAAGAUCUCCAGAAGCCCCGGCAAAGGAGCGUCAGCGGAGGCCCGUCGUGGCGCACCAGAACAAGCCGCGCAAGUUGAAGAGGUCUCACGCCACACUCAUUCCUACCUUCGACGAUCCCUCGUUCCUGGAGGAUUGCGUGGACUUCCUUAGCGAUCCCGCAGAGGAGCAGGCUCCCGGCGGUGGGUUGCUGUUGGUCGCCCCGCAAAACGUCAGCUCCGUGGAUGUGAUGGUUCACUCGCACGCGUCCCAAGCGGAGUCCUUCAGCGACUGUUUCUCCGGGGAAGAGCCCAGAAACUUGGCGCGCGACCAGGAGCACCAGUCUCCCCCGCCGGCGGCGUAUGUUGGCAAAGCUCCUCAUCAACCCGGUGGCGACCUCCCUGCAGCGAGCUCUCCAGCCCAGAAACUGAGCAAAGUGAAGAAGAAAAAGAAGAAAGCGAGAAAGGAACUGGAAGCGAUGAUCAGGGACUUGGCGUGCGAGCCGCCGGCGACCGUCAGGGAGAGCGACGUGACCCCCGCUGAGAGCGAGGCACCCGGCAUGCUCAAGCGGUGCUGGUGACUUGCGGCCACAGCUGGACAAAGAGCGGCGCCUUUUGGGUUCCCUAUUUAUUUAUAUUUAUUUCAGACUCAUCCUCUUAUGUAAGGCUACAUCUGCAUUUUCGCCGAUUGUUAUGUUUGGAGUAAAUAGGAUCGUUUAAACCUGUGCUUUUUACGAGGCAAGCAAAGGAGGCGAUCAAAACAUUGUGAGAGUGAGAUUUGUGGCAAAACGACGAUUCGCGUAGCGCCGUAGCACGGCGAGCCACUCCGAGGGCACCAGAUCCACCGCAGGGCUUUUGCAAAGUGGCUCGACCCCUCCCAUACUCUGCCUGCCCAGUGUCUGUAUCUUAUAUCCCAUUGCCAACGAAUAUUUUAAUGAGCGAGGCUUAUUUGAAAAACUUAACAAAUACAUUUGAAAAUUAGCAUGAAUUGAAUAUCCUUGUCAAGAAUGUAGGGGUUUUUUUUUUACAUUUCUCGCACAUGUGUGUGUGGUUUGAACGUGUGUUGUUUGGGCACCACGGUGGUGAGAUGUUUACUACCUCGCCUGGUAUACAGAAGGUCAUGGAUUCGAUCCCGACUCUGACGCCUGUAUAUUCGAAGUUUGCAUGUUCUCCCCGUGGUCGCGUGGUCCACUGCUUUCCCCCCCCCCCCACUAUUAGAAACAUGCGUUUAGAGUAUUUGGCUGCUGUAAAUUCCCAUGUAAUAAGCCGCUCUGUUCAGCUUCCAGUUGUGGCCAGGUCGCUUCUGAAAAAUAACUCUAUAGCUCAGUGGACCUUACCUGGUAAAAUGAAAUCUAGUGAGUAUAUUUAGUUAGUUAGAAUGACCACGGACAAAAUGACAAUUGCUGCUGUGUGGUGUUGCACCAGGCUGGAGUGUGGUGGAGUUGAACACACACACUCACCGACGAUGCCUUCUUGGCUUUAGCAGUUACGCACUCAGUAAGAUGCACACUUAAUGUUUCAUGGACAAUGCAUUCCACGCGCGGUAAGACGAACGUCGCAGCGUGCAGCGCGCGUUGCUUCGGCAAGUUGUGUCAUGAUCGCGCAGACAACUGUGUCAUCUUGCGGAUGCGAGUAGCAAAGGUGGGAAUAUCUCCAGCGACUUGGAUUCGCUCGGCCCCAGUGAGAAACUCCAGCGUGAGCAGUGACUGGCAGUAGCUGUAAUUGUUCACAAUUACCGACCGCAAGCGUUCAUUGACCCUGUGAGCGUGAUUUUCAGACAGGGUAGUUGGUUUUGACGAAAAUGUUUUUGCAGUAAAAAUAAAGAUUUUCUAUACA